Molecule: messenger RNA, 2328 nt
Organism: Alternaria novae-zelandiae
Lineage: Eukaryota; Fungi; Ascomycota; Dothideomycetes; Pleosporales; Pleosporaceae
Exons: 5
Coding region: 1-2328 (775 amino acids)
Biological process (GO): carbohydrate metabolic process; chitin catabolic process
Cellular component (GO): extracellular region
Molecular function (GO): chitin binding; chitinase activity
Source: RefSeq, a predicted model, not a curated record
AUGCCGUCGAUGAUACUCGCAAUAUCAGCAAAGGCCCGCUUUGUCAUAUACGCAGAUGAAUGGCACCCAACGCGUCCAACCAACCCACGAGAUCGAGCUGGCAUCGACCAUGUCAUCCUCGCCUUUGCCCCAGCCAACGCAACAGCUACGUUCCAGCCCAAAGUUCCCAUACACACCAUCCGCACCGAGUUCCCCAACGCAAAGGUCAUGAUUGCUGUUGGCGGCUGGGGCGAUACGGUUGGUUUCUGUCAAGCCACGAAGUCCGACGCAUCGAUGCUCGCGUUUGCCGCUGAUGUUGCUACUAUGCUUGCCAGGACUGGAGCAGAUGGAGUCGAAGACAUCGAUUGGGAAUAUCCUGGCGGCAACGGGGCGGACUACAAACAAGUGGCGAACUGGGAUCAGACUUACCAGAUCGCCGCGUUCCCUAAGUUACUGGCUGCCAUCCGUGUCGCUAUUGGGAAGAAGCUGCUUUCGAUCGCUGUCCCAGGAAAAGAAGGCCAGUCAUCAUAUACAUUUGACAUGCUUGGAUACACUCGAACAACCGGACCUCAGAUCUGGCCGUCCGUCGACUUCAUCAACGUGAUGAGCUACGACCUAAUGAACCGCCGAGACACAGUAACCAAACACCACAGCUCCGCCAUCGAUGCCGAAAACAGCAUAAAAGACUACCUCGCCAUGGGCGCACCCCCCUCCAAGCUCAACCUCGGCUUCGCAUACUACGCAAAAUACUUCACCACGCAAGGCGACUGCAGUGCCAGCCCACUCAACUGCCCCAUCGUCCUCGCGGAAGAUGCCCAAGGCAAAGACACACUCACCUCUGGUGCCUGGACCUUUGAGAGAUUUCACAUGCAUGCCGUCGAUGCCUCCUCUCUGACCGUAUCCCAAGACGGCACCUGCGGUCCAGAAAAGGGAACCAAGUGUGAGAUAGGCUGUUGUUCUCAACACGGCCACUGCGGUACUUCGCCUGAACACUGCAACGGCACCUGUCAACACGCGUUUGGAUCUGGAUGUACGGACGCCGAUAUAGCAGCUUCAUGGCAGCUCGCAGCCAAACACGGUGUUACUGACGAAGUAGCCGGCGGACAAUACUACUUCGAUGCCACAAACCGCCUUUUCUGGACAUGGGAUACGCCCGAACUCAUCACAAGGAAAUUCGACAGCAUCGUCCGCAAAUACAAGCUCGGUGGCGUCAUGGCGUGGAGUCUAGGUGAAGACAGCGCGGACUGGAGUCAUAUUCGACAGAUGGCGAAGGAAGUUGCCAAAGUUGGACUCGGUUCAGCGACUGCCAACGAUUCCACCGAGCCAGUCGAUGACUACAUGUACGACGAGAUCGCUGAUUAUUGCUGUCCAAACGGCUACGAUCCAGCGAAUCUCUUGAUCUACCAACCGGGAUAUAUGUUUCCACUCUCUUACCAUCCUUUUUUGGUCGAUUGCGGGGAUGGGAAAGGGUUGGUUUACUGUGCAUGCGACACCCCCGAAUGUUCCUCGUGGGCACUUUAUCCGGAUCACUACGAUGGCAAUGACUCGGCCCAGUCCAUGUCGAACGAGGAUGGCCUUGUGGAGAUGCAAUACACGGAGGCCCUCCAAGCGAUGCCAACUGAGCACGACCAAGCCGCACUCGAGACUCCGCGGCCGCAUGUCGGUGUCAUGACCGAAUGCUUGGGUGAGGGUGGUGCCACGACAUGGUGUCCACUACACUACACAAACGACCUCCCAUCCAUGCCAACUGAGACCAGUCCAGCUGCAAUCGAAACCUCAUGGCCGACUGACGCUAUCAUCCUUGAAUGCAUGGGCGAGAACGGUGGCCUGACUUGGUGUCCGCAAUCCUACACCGACGAAGCCCUAUCGAGUAUGAGUAAGUCCAAGGCAGCCGCACUCCAGAUUCCGUCGCCAACACCCUUGCCGACUGACGGUGUUUUUCUUGAAUGUUUGGGCGAGAACGGUUGGUUGACCUCGUGUGGGGUAUCGGCCACGCAGGACUUUCUAUCGAAAAUGAAAGACUACAACGCACUGCAUACUCCUACGCCGACUCCUUCGCCGACUCCCUCGCGGACUAGCAAUGUCCAUUUCGAAUGCACAGGCGUGCAUGGUGGCCUAACUCGCUGUCCGCAUUCCGUCAUGGACAACUUCGUAUCCAAUAAAUUUUCACUCGACGCAGCCGGACUCGAGACUCCGAGGCCAGUGCAUCAAAACCCUACUGCUGUUAUGACCGCAGCCGCUAUCGAGACUGGGUUCACUACGCAUAUCGGUAUACCGCAGGCGCCGGAGAGUGAGCUUCCUGGUGGAUCCUACGGUAUGCGUAGGCGUGAGAGGGUACAGAAAGCGUGA